UGUAGGAUUCGAACAGAAACGUGUAUCGCAUAGUGUUAGAGGGUCGUCGGUUAGAUCGGUAUUACUAACUAAAAGUUGUGAAAUUCUUUUCGAACCGAUGUGUUGAUUGAAAUGAAAAGUAAAGUUUGUUUUCUCGGAUUUAAUGUUGUUCAACGAAAUAUAUAUAUUUUUUGUAUGUAAAAAUGAUUUGAAAAGAUUUGUGUAAAGUCAACAUCCUCCCAUAUAAGCUGAAAAUGGAAAAUUAAUUUAAAAAAAAAGAAAAGAAAGAGAAAUCGAUCCGUGUCGUAGUUUCUUGUGAUCAUAAAAUUAAAAUUAAAAUUAAAAUUUAAAAUCCAACGAAAAGGUUAUUAAAAAUGACCGUCAACAACCGUGAAAAAUGUUGUAUUGGUCUUGUGUGGUAAAUGUACCAAUUGAAUAGUGUAAAGUUAUGCAAUUAAAAAAGAAAAUAUUAACGAACGUGAUAAUAAUGUAAAGUGUCCACUUGUGCAGUGUAAUGUGUUAGUCAGCUUAAUAAAAUAUUCGUUUUUAAAUUUAAAACUAACGUGCCAUAAAAUGAGUUACACAAAACCAACUGCGCUUAUUUUACUAAUGUUUCUAUUGGCUUUCGUUGUUGUGACUUUGUGUAAUGAAGUGCGGAAUAGAAAACAUCAACAAAGUGAGGAAGGAUUAAUUGGAUUUAACAUCAAAAACCAUAACAACAAUAAAAAGAACAUUUUUCGCAGAGGUCAACGUCUUAAGAAUAACAGAAAUGCUGUACGACUUUUGGCCGGUCUGUCGAAACACAAUAUCCAAGGAGGUGGAUCUUGGCCACCGGUACUAAAUAUUGCCGCCAAAUCAUCGAUAACCGUAAACGCAACAUGUGGUCAAAAUGGACCCGAAGAAUACUGCGAUAUGAUCGAUGCUGACACGCACAGGUCGCGUGCAUCACAUUGUGGAAUUUGUGAUGCAAACGGUACGGAUUUUGAUAAACGACAUCACAUCGAAUAUGCAAUUGAUGGAACGAAUCUAUACUGGCAAAGUCCUUCGCUGGAGUAUGGCGAAAAAUUUGAAUACGUGACAAUUACGGUGGAUUUGAAACAGAACUACCAAGUCACGUACAUCAAACUGUUGUCAGCCGUUUCACCGACACCUGCUUCGUGGAUAUUAGAGAGGUCAUUGGACGGUGAAAAUUUCGAGCCGUGGCAAUAUUUCAGUACCAGUGACUCGGAAUGUUUGAGUAGAUACAAUUUGUCAGCCCAUCAAUCGUCGUAUCGGUUUCGUUCCGACACGGAAGUGACCUGUAACACGAAAUUUUCGAAGCAAUUUUCACUCGAAAACGGAAAGAUAAAUUUAUCGCUCGUAAAUCAUCGGCCUGGGGCUAACACCUCUUCAAUUGAACUACUGGAAUUCACAUUAGCGAGAUAUGUGCGAUUGCGUUUGCAAAGUAUGCAUAAAACAGAAAGAAGAUUUUAUUCGAUUCGACAUUUGAAAAUCGGUGGUCGAGUUGAUUGUUCGGGACAUGCAAGCGAAACGACAAAUUCGGGUGAUGAUAUCGACGAAUGUGUAUGCCUUCACCAUACAUGUGGAACAAAUUGCGAAAAGUGCUGUCCACUCUACAAUCAAAAAGCUUACCUGCAAGGCACUUUGACUGAAAUUAAUCGAUGUGAAAAGUGCGAGUGCAACGGACAUGCGACGGAGUGUUACUAUAAUCCGGAAGUAGAUCAAAGAGGAUUGAGCAUCAAUACUGAAGGAGUAGCUAGUGGGGGUGGAGUGUGUCUUAAUUGUUCUGAUCUCACUGCUGGAAUAAAUUGUGAAAAAUGUAUUCCCCACUAUUACCGACCGUAUGAUGUACCGGCAGAUGCAUCCAAUCCAUGCAUUCCUUGCGACUGUGAUCCGAAAAGUUCAGAUGGUGCAUGUAGCAGCAUCGGAGGUGAAUGCAACUGUAAACCGGGAUUUAUGGGACCAAAAUGCUCGGAAUGUAUGCCUGGUCAUACGGGUGAAAACUGCAGCCGAUGUGCAUGUGACAAAAGAGGAACUAUGCACGGCGGUGAAUGUGAAUCUCAUUGUCAAUGUAAGCUACAUGUGGAGGGACGUCUUUGUGAUCAAUGUAUUCAAGGCUAUUUCGCUCUUAGCUCAACGAAUUCAGAAGGUUGUAUGAAGUGCUAUUGUUCGGGUGUCUCUCAGGUUUGCAGCAGUCAAACUAUACAAUACUCGUCGUACGAAACAUUGGAAAACUGGAAAGUGACUGAUAUAUCAAAGCAGAACUUCGCAUACCCUUCGAUAGAUAAUGACACCGGAAAUCUGGUGUUCGGUAUGUAUGAAUUCCCAGAAACUGAGGCGGUAUACUGGCUGGCCCCACAACAAUACUGUGGUAAUCUUCUGCAAAGCUACGGAUCUCAAUUGUCGUUUCACAUGGCAUGGAUUAUCGUUAGAGGAGACACAAGCGGAAAGCCUACCUCUGGUCCGAGUAUCAUUUUGAUUGGAAACAAUGGACUGAAAAUAGCGUACGGUGAUAAUAUUUACAAACAUUCCAAUGCUUCGAUAAGUGUCCUGCUAUCGGAAGAGGGUUGGUAUCAUGUUCCACGAACAGUCAAAGAUAUUGUGACCCGAUUAAGACGGACAGAGUAUCGCGGUGAUCCAGUUACCAGAGUGCAAUUCAUGUCAGUGUUGAGUGAUGUCGAAAGUGUUUUGAUUAGAGGAACUUUUCACACCGAUCAAGUCGAGAGUGUUUUGAUUGCAGCCAGUCUCCAUUCGGGUUACAGUGAUUCAGAUGAGACAGAAUUUAAUUUAGUAGAAGUGUGUGAAUGUCCAGUUGGAUAUACGGGACUGUCUUGUGAAAAGUGUGAAUUCGGUUAUGUACGGGUCUACGAAAACUCGACGUCACAUGAAAAACUCGGAAAAUGCGUUCCCUGCUCCUGUAAUGGACAUGCUCAAACCUGUGAUUUAGAACUGGAUAAGUGUGGAGAGUGCAUACACAAUACAUAUGGAGACAGAUGCGACAAAUGUGCGCCGGGUUAUUAUGGUAAUGCUAUGUUUGGAUCAGAACAUGACUGUAAACGAUGCAGUUGCCCUCUGUCAGUCGAAAGCAACAACUUUUCACCCAGUUGUCAGCUCAUAGAACUUAGCUUAGACACCAACCGUAUGUCGAACGAGCUUAUUUCACGACACCGAAAUCUGAGCUUGGAUUAUAUUUGUACUCAGUGUCCAGAUGGCUAUACCGGAGCUAAAUGUGAAACUUGUGACGAUGGAUUUUAUGGUAGGCCGGAUGUGAUUGGAUCAAAGUGUCUACCAUGUCCUUGUAAUGGCGGCCCUUGUGAUCAAAAUACAGGGCGAUGCAUAGCUUGCUUAGGGAACACUGAAGGAUGGAGAUGUGAACGCUGUAAGGACGGUUAUUGGGGUGAUCCACACGACGGCUGUGAACUGUGCAACUGUUAUGAAACCGGUGCUUUAAGCAAUGUCUGUGAUGUAACAAAUGGUCAAUGUGUUUGCAAACCGCGCUACAGCGGACAUCAGUGCGAUGAAUGUGAGUUCGGCUAUGGAAAUAUAACAAUAGACUGUCCACCAUGCGAAUGUAAUGCAAACGGAUCAUCGGACACAUUUUGUGAUACCGACAACGGUCAAUGUCCCUGUAAAAUGGGUGUAGAAGGAUUGAAAUGCGACAUCUGCAUGGAUACAUACUUUGGACUUUCGAUUGAUGGAUGUGAAGAAUGUCGUUGCAAUCCAUACGGUUCGCUGAAUCGAUCCUGUAAUAGAUACCAUGGACGAUGUCAUUGCCACGAAAAUGUAAUCGGCCGUCAAUGUGACCGUUGCCAAAGUGGAUAUUGGCAUCUAGAGUCAGGUCGUGGUUGCAAACGGUGUGCGUGUAAUGGAACUGGAAGUGAUAACGAUGUUUGUGAUUACUACACUGGACAAUGUAGUUGCAAGCCAGGUGUUGGUGGUCUUGAAUGCAAUCAAUGUUUGGACGGAUAUUAUGGAUUUUCCGAAAGAGGAUGUCGAAGAUGCGACGAAUGCCACAAUUCGGCUUUCAUCUGUGAUUCGAAGAGUGGACGGUGCGUAUGUCCCGAACUAAGCAAAGGUUCGGAUUGUCAGUACUGUUAUCCGAACUCGUGGGGAUGGGAACAUCGGAAAGGCUGCAAGCUAUGCGAUUGCGAUAACUCAGGAUCAAUAGGCCAAUCGUGUGACCUUUAUACAGGUGAUUGUAUUUGUCGUGAAGGUUUCGUCGGUCGGCGUUGCGACCAAUGCAGUCCGGGAUACUUUGGUUACCCUGACUGUAAGCGCUGUGGUUGCAACAAACACGGCUCUCUAUCGCUGGACAAUGGUAUCAUCCAGUGCGACGAUUUGGGCCAAUGUCCAUGUAAAUCAUUGGUGACCGGACACAAAUGCGAUCAAUGCCGUCAGUCCACGUUCGGUAUAUCGCAAUACAAUCCUGACGGUUGUACAAGAUGUUUUUGUUUCGGACGUUCGCAGAAUUGCCAUCAGAGCAAUCUCAUUUGGGGACAGAUUCGAUCUUAUGGUUCUCGAAAUUUGAGUGUGGAAUAUGUGCCAUCAGAGUAUGAAUACGUGGUUGUGAUACAGAUGGAAGGCAGUAGAGUGUCAAGAGAAGACUCUGAAAUUGAAAUGAUGUUCGGGCUCCAUUUGAUUCCCAGCUCGAUUGGAAAUGUUUCAGUUGGUUCGCGGACGCCGUAUCGAAUGCCGCUAUACUUCCAGUUACCCACCCAAUUUUAUGGUGAUCGUUUGACCAGCUACAAUGGUUUCUUGAAAUAUUCUAUUGCAACUGAGGGACAGCCAACACCUAUCGAUUCAAAGAAACUUAAUCAAUUUCCGUUAGUACAGCUACACGCUCAUAACAACCUAAUUCUGGAUUAUUUUGGUCCGGUGAUCAACGAAAGUCUAUCACAUGCCAACUACUCCAUUCCUCUGAAAGAGACCCACUGGCGAUAUCACUAUAAUGGUCACAAUAUAACGCGAGCUAUCAUGAUGACGGCUAUGCAGAACGUUCGGCAUAUAUUUGUACGAGGAACAUCAUGGACAGAUUUCACCCAGGUCGUCAUAAGUAACGUAACAUUAGACACUGGAAUCUACGUGUCCGGUGCUAACAAUAACGUUGCAAUCGGUGUCGAGACUUGUGAAUGUUCCACCGAAUACAAUGGUACAUCGUGUCAAGAUCCCGGAUAUGGGCGAUACAGAUGGAAGGACUGGGAAAAGGUCGAACAGGAACUGGAAGAUUUUAUCGGUCGAUCCGUUCCGUGCAACUGUAACGGUCGCAGUGAUGUAUGUGAUAUCGAAACCGGAUACUGUCGACAAUGUCGCGAUUCCACGGGUGGACCGAAUUGUGAUAUGUGCCAAGAAGGAUAUUAUGGUAAUCCAGAUAUUGGCUGCGAGGCCUGUCCAUGUCCGGAGACAAAUCGUAAUUUUGCGCGUGGCUGUAAUAUCAAUAAAGGCAAAGUGAGUUGCAUAUGCAAAACAGGGUAUACGGGUCAGCUGUGUGACAAAUGCAUGCUGGGAUACUAUGGUAAUACGGAGGGAUUGAAUGGAAAAUGCAGUGAGUGCGACUGUGAUCCUGACGGCAUCGUUUCGAAUGAAUGCGAUGAAAUUACUGGACAAUGCAAUUGCAAGCCAGGUAUAACUGGACGCCGAUGCGAUCGAUGCGACCAAUCGAAAUAUAUUUUACAGGAUAGACAGUGUCGACUUUGUGAUAAUUGUACGCUAACACUUCUUGCUCGAACGGAUGAACUGACUGAAGUUUUAGAUGAGGGUUCCAGUCACAUCGACUUAAGCGGUGUACCUGCCCCUUGGCCCAGACUAACGAGCUUCGAAAAUCAGUCGGUGUUCGUUGAACAAAGGUUGGAUGACUUCUACAUAGUUCAGACAUAUGUGGAAGAGUUCGACGACGAUGUUAUUGAGAAGCUCCUAUCUAAAGCAACGCAUCUUAACAAGAAGCUGCAAAAGAUUUUCACCAAAGUUGACAAACGAAAUACCGGCUCAGAGCUUGUGAAAAACGAUUUCUUCGCCUUCCUUAACGAAACCAAUCAAUUGACUUGGAAAAUCCAAAAUACAAUCGACGAACUGAACUACUACGGAACGCAUGAUCAUCACAUCAAUUUACCAAUGGCCGUUCACGAAGCUCAAACCUUACUCGACAACAUUCGCAAGCGGUCGAUGAAUCAUGAAAAGGCGAAAACGGUUCUGGCUUGUGCUAGGGAAGCCCUUGAUUUUUGGUCAACGACCUCGGAAACAUUGACGCAGCAGUCACUGGAAACUGAUCAAUUGAAGUAUGACGUUGCAAUGAUAAAUAAACGAUUAGACGAUGCUCUACAAAUCGGUCAUCGAACGCAAAAUGUUCUCGACGCAGUCGUAUCCAAGCAUGGAAAAAAUUUGCAUGACUUUAAUGCUCUUGUCGAUCGUUAUGCGGAAGCUGACACAUUGAAACGGGACAUAUUCCAAGUGUUCAACAACAGUAUCGUUCCGCAGACAGAUGAACUAUUUGAAGAAAUUGGCGAUGCACAAAAUAAAUUGCUGCAAAUAAUGGAAGACAUAAACGUUUUGAAGGAAACCGUCAACGACACGAAUGCUGAAUGUGCGGAUGGUUUGACGGAUAUUCGGGAAAAUUAUUUACCCGAUGCCAAGGAACAUGCUAACGAUUUAAUGCAACGAGCAACGGAAUAUGCACAGCUGUUCAAAAAUACGAAGGACGGAGCCGCAGUUGCUUUGAUUGCAAGCACCGCUCACAAAGACAUCACCGACGCAAUUAAUUCAGCGAAAGAUAUGGCAAAACAAGCCGUAAAUGCUGUAGCUAAGAGUCAACAGGAACUCUAUCCACCAACUGGUAUGUCCGUUAUCGAUAUCGGCAUGAAAUCGCUGGCAAUUUCCCAUGACAUUCAGCAAGAUGCUUUACGAGAAAUUGACAAACUCGGAGAUUUGGAAGACGAUCUGAAAGGACAUCAAAAGGUGGUUGAUACAAUUAAAAACACCAUUUGGCAGACAGGAUUGGCAAACAACAACAUAUCUUCGACCCUAAACACUCUAAACAACAAUGCGACCAUGAAAAUAGUCGUCGAACAUCUGAAUACAUCGGCCAAAAUAUCGGACCAGAUGAGAGAAGUGCGCAGGGGUGCCGUGGACAUUAGCAGUGAUGUAUACAAAUUGAAAAUGAAAUUAACCUCGCUCGAACCGCAAUGGGAUACAAAGCUUGGCAUGGCCGAAGAAAAUGUAUCGCAAUCAUUGAGUAAUAUUCGUGCAGCUAAUAACACCUUGAACAACAUCGAAAUGAUUUCAGCCAAACAUAAUGAAAAGUUUCGAAAAUGGAACGAAACAGUUGGCUCACAAUUGCAAGAACUUCGUGAUAAAAUAGCCAAAGCCAGGCAUGCAGCUGAAGGCAUUCGAGUAUCGUUGGAAUCCAACACCCCGAAAUGCAUACGUUCCUAUAUACCACAUGCAUUCGGCCUCACCACAUCGAAUACCAUAAAAAUGUCGAUAGCUUUAAGCAUGAACAGCGUAACGUCUCCGUUGCUGUUUAUCCAGGGCGACAACUCGAAAUUUAUUGCCAUUGAAAUGGUAAAACGAAAAAUCCGACUCGUUUGGAAUCUGGGUGGUGAUACAGCGAUUGUAACGCACCCAGUGGAAAUUCAAACAAGAGAUCCGAAAUAUGACGACGCCUGGUAUCAAAUUGAAGUGAAUCGAACAAUGAAUUUGGGAAGCUUGGUCGUUCGUCAGAUGACCAAUUUGGGCACAUACGUUCCGGCAAAGACAAACACCGGCUUCUCGAACAACGAACAUACUCGCUUCUUGAUAACGCCAAACAAUCGAAUAUGGGUCGGAGGCAUACCGGCCGACAUUAAGCCCAGAGAAUUGCAAUCGGAUGUUGGCUUAGGUGUGAUCGUUCAUCAGGUAGUCAUCGACGAUAAACAGAUUGGCCUGUGGCAUUUCGCUCACAGCGAAGGGGAGUGUAAUGGGGCAAUGUUAGGAGCGCAUGGUGAAACGUUGACAUCGAAUUCGAGACAUUUUAAUGGUGAAGGAUAUUCUGCCAUUUCUCGUGUUGGUUCGAAAUUGUACAGAAACAAUUUCUUCUCGCUACAAAUGACGUUCAAAACGUUGGAUGAAAAUGCGCUACUGUUUCUGGCUGUCGAUGAGAAAAAUAAUCGUUCCAUUUCACUAACGCUACACGAUGGAACUUUGGUGUUCCGCAUAGAUUAUGGAGGAGAAUCGAAACUAGAAAUCAACACGACGAAAAAAUACAAUUCCGGCAAAUGGGUGAAGGUAGAAGCGUCCCGCGCGUUUACGAAAAAAACAUCUGAAAAUGGCAACCUGAAGGUGAACAAUGAAGAGGAAAAAACUGGCUCGCCGACGACACCAAUCACAGCUAAUCUGCUUCCCGAACUAUCUGACUCAGUUUAUUACGUCGGUGGAGUGCCACCCGGUUUCCGGUCAGGAAUCACUAAAGCUCCUGGAGCUGAUCAUGCAUUCUUAGGAUGCAUGAAAGAUCUUCAAAUAAACGACGAUGCUUACGAUCCGUUAGAUAGUUCGGCGUAUUUCGGGGUCGAACCAACGUGUAAAGAUAGCCUGACAAAGGCUGGAUUCUAUGGCAACGGAUUCAUAGAACUACCAUCUCAUUCGCUACGAAAGAGAGCCAGUUUCGGAUUCGUCUUCCGAACGCUACAACCCGAGUGUUUGAUCAUGUUGUCGGCGUAUCCACCAUCCACCACUGACGAAUACGAUUCCAAAGACAAAAAGGGAAAUUAUUCCGUAUCAUUGGUUGAAGGUCGUGCGCAUGUGUGGAUAGAUGCUGGUACGGGCCGAUUGGAAUUAGUGUCAAACGUAACUGUUAACGACGGCGAAUUCCAUGUCUUGAGUGUUCAGCGUCAGGGUCGCAAAUUCGAACUGCGCAUUGACGAUGAAUUCCAAGCCAGUCGAAGCUUUACAUCGAAUCGGUCGGCCAUCAAUAUGCCAGGUGAAUUGGGUGGCUUGUACUUCGGUGGAGCUCCCGAUUUUCCGGAAUAUGAUAAUUUGGUGCCGGUGGCAGCGUUUGUCCCGUUCCAAGGAUCGAUCAAAGAUGUCGUUUUUAACAAUGGGACGAUGUUGUUCAAUCAGGCGUUGAACUUUACAAACGUUCAAAUUGGUCGAGCGGGUCCAGCUAUGGGCUACCAAGGAUUGAAUAAUGUGCUGAUGCAAACGGAACCGAUUGGAAAGAGUUUUACCGCUGCUCCUGAAGGUUGUCACAGGGUUGGAAUUUACUCGUAUGAACCGAAUGCAUUCAAAUUUGGAGAUGGACCGCACAGCCACUCCACGAUCAACAUACCAACGAGACAUCUGUGGCAAAAGAAUUUCAACAUUCAAUUCGAUUUCCGGACAUUUUAUCCGAAUGGAGUGCUGUUCGUAGCGCCGGGUACAAAAGAGAAACCGAAACAUUUUAUCGGUUUAAUAUUACGCGAUGGUCAGCUUAAUUUGAUUGUUCGUGGACGUAAGAAGGAAGAACUCAAUUUACCGAAACAAUUAAACGAUGGACAGUGGCACCACGUUAUCCUGAACAGUGUGGCUAAGAAACUGAACGUACGAGUGGAAAUUGGUAUGAACGGGCAAUAUUCGUCAGCAAAUAUCAAAUUGCCGAAACGGAUUAGUGCCGCUAACAUGAUGUACGUGGGUGGCAUAUCCGAAAACAGUUUAACAUUGCCGUCGGAAUUGGUGGCUAAAUUGGAAGGGUUUAAGGGGUGCGUUCGACGGUUUAGAGUGAAUAAUAACACGCAGGAUCUGGUAAGGCCAGGACGACAUUUCAAUGUUGGACAAUGCUUUCCAAAAGUGGAAAAAGGAUCGUAUUUUCCAGGAGACGCAUACGCCGUGUACAAACGAAAUUUCCACGUCGGAAAAUACCUAGAAUUAGGAUUUGAAUUCAGAACGUCAGAACUAAAUGGUGUUCUACUUAGCGUAGCGGAACCAGUCGGUUUCCCUGCAUUAUCGAUCGAACUUCAUAACGGAAAGGUGGUUAUGUCCUGUGAUUUGGGAGACGGCAAUCCAUUCCGUGUGGAGACCGACAAUUUGCCGUCCAAAUUCACUGUGUGCGACAAUAAAUGGCAUAACAUUACCGCAAUGUAUGAUUCGGAACAGAUUGCUUUACGGAUCGAUCACCAUGACUCGUUGACCACGCUUGCCCAGCAUAGGAUGUCCGGAAAGGUUCAUACCAAAUCGCCACUGUACAUUGGCGGAUUACCAGAUACUGCACCCAGCGGUACACUAUUGAGUCGCGAUUCAUUCAAAGGAUGCAUUCGUAAUGUCCUCAUUCGCGACGAAUUGAAAGACUGGACUGAUAUGGACGAUUUGCAUAACAUUCUGCUAAGUGAAUGUCUGGCAAUUCACUGAAAAACGAUCAAAAGCGGAACAGAGUGGUGGACGAUGUAUUUACAUUCGGUACUGAAUACGGAAAAAAGCAAAGUGAAAAAUGUGGCAAAUAAAAACCGUUUCGUUUUAACUACGAUGAAUGUGUUCAAAUUUGUUUUUAGCGAAAAUAUAUAAAAAAAGGAAGAUGAUUUAGUUGAGUGUGGUUCACGUUUCUUUACGUUUAUUGUUCAUUGUAAGAUACAUGUACUUAGAAUUUCCAACGUUUCACAGUAUAAUCAUAAAUCAACUUGUAAAUUAUUAAGCCACGUGAAAGUGCUUUAAAAUAUAUCAAAAAGUGUGUGUGCGCUUUUGCUUCGCUUAUAUAUUUAUAAGCUCCGAAAUUGAAACGAAUUUGAAUGCAAAGUAAUGAUAAUUGUAAGUGAUUUGUGUGAUUGUUUGGUGGUUUGUUUUGUGGUCGUAUAGCACAUAAUUUUCCAUUGAAGUGUGUACAUUGUGUACACAUAACAACUGAAACCACUUUUAUUUUCGAAUGAAAAAAGAAAGAAAGAAAAUGUUUCAAGUGUACGUACGUGUACACCAUUCUGUGUGGCAUAAAUAUUAUGGUGUGUUGUUUGCAUGAAUUAUAACUGACACGAUCUCGUGUGCUCUAAAUAUCUAAAUUUUGUAUGUUUUCCAAAAUCGAUAAGUUUUACGUUUUUAUUACAUAUACGAAAGCGAUAUAUCCAUCUAUCCAUGUAUUCCAUGAUUGGUGCGGUUGUUCAACGAUUUUAUUAUUUGUUUUUGAUUUUUUUUUUAAAUAAACAAGAACAACAUGAAAUUAAUAUUAAAUGCACACAUAGAGUUACGCUUAAAUAUUUAUUCUAUUUUAGAAAAUUGAGUAUAAGAUUUUCAUUCGAUUUUAAGCUGAUGGAUGGACGUGUGAGAUUCAGUGUGAAUGUUUCAAAACAUUAUUAGUUGCUGAUGGUUGCGUGAAUUCUAGCAAGGAUGUUUAGCACUUAAUGAAUUUAGAGGCUUCGACAGAUUAUAUUUAUAUGGAAAAUGAAAA
Molecule: messenger RNA, 11353 nt
Organism: Bradysia coprophila
Lineage: Eukaryota; Metazoa; Arthropoda; Insecta; Diptera; Sciaridae
Gene: wb
Product: wing blister
Biological process (GO): tissue development; axon guidance; animal organ morphogenesis
Cellular component (GO): basement membrane
Molecular function (GO): extracellular matrix structural constituent
Source: RefSeq, a predicted model, not a curated record